Messenger RNA from Biomphalaria glabrata, 960 nucleotides. RefSeq names its product glioma pathogenesis-related protein 1-like. NCBI's taxonomy places the organism in Eukaryota, Metazoa, Mollusca, Gastropoda, Planorbidae. The record is from RefSeq and is a predicted model, not a curated record. Bases 356 to 943 code for a protein of 195 amino acids. Gene Ontology annotation, cellular component: extracellular region. The transcript has 9 exons.
AGAGACCUCUUCUCCUACAGGGACUUCUUUAAAUGUGACAAUUAUAGUGGACUACUGGUACUCUGAGAAAUCCGACUACAAUUACGACACCAAUACCUGUACUAAAGUCUGUGGCCAUUAUACUCAAGUUGUUUGGGCCAACUCUACGGCUAUCGGUUGUGGAGUCCAGUUCUGUCCAGUACUGGACAGUUCGUCAAUGAACAACAGUUACUUUGUCGUCUGCCAGUAUGGACCAGGAGGUAAUGUUAACAAUCAGUGACCGUAUACAAAAGCUUCGACUACUGCUAGUAAUGCUACUGUGACUACUGCCUCAGGUGCACUAACAGACGCUACCACUACAACUACCUCUGCUACUAUGGUCACUGCGGCCACCGCCAAAUCUGGCUUCAACGCAACGGAAGUGAGUGGAAUAGUGAGCCGACACAACAAGUUAAGGGCUGACGAACCAAGUACCGACAUGUUAAACAUGACUUGGAAUACAGCUCUAGAGAGCAAUGCUCAGAGUCACGCCUCUAGAUGUAACUUCUCACACAGCAGUGGAGCUAACAGAACAAAUGUGGGAGAGUUUUCUUAUGCUGGAGAGAAUCUCUACGCCUCAUCAGGAACUUUGAACGUGAAUAGUUUUGUAGACAGUUGGUACUCUGAGAAGUCUCAAUACAAUUAUGAUGCCAACAGUUGUUCUGGGACGUGUGGCCAUUACACACAGGUUGUGUGGGCCAACUCAACGGCUAUCGGUUGUGGAGUUCAGUUCUGUCCAGUACUGGCGAGCUCAUCAAUGAAGAACAGCUACUUUGUCGUCUGCCAGUAUGGACCAGGAGGUAACAUUGCUGGCAAAAGACCAUACACAAAAGCUUCGUCGUCUGGACUUUUCCCGCCAAAUCUUUCUCUGACCUAUACCAGUCUUGCACUUGUAUGCUUCUUAUAUGUCAAAAGCAAUCAUUGAUGAAAGAAGAGUUACAU